Molecule: messenger RNA, 2740 nt
Organism: Hymenoscyphus albidus
Lineage: Eukaryota; Fungi; Ascomycota; Leotiomycetes; Helotiales; Helotiaceae
Source: the annotation of a GenBank genome assembly
AUGACCGGAUCCGAGAUCGGUCAGGUCCCGCAUCGGAAUUUUCCCCCAGAAUGCGAUUCAGUGAAAGCUUCAUUGAAUUACUCUUCUCUUCUCGCAAUUGUUCACGCAGUCAUCAUGAGGGCUGGGCUUCUCAAGAGUAGCAGGUCUGCUGUCAGGGUAUGUGCACUUAUCCCUCAACUGCGUGGUGCUGCUAAUUGACCCCUCCACCCCAGAGUUCGCACCUGGCAAACAUCCUCAGACCGCGAUGCGCUCGAGCUCUUGCAACCAUCACGAAUGCCCCCUCGCACGAAUAUAAACCAGAUAUCGAACUACGAACUCCUCCAUAUCCAAAGUUAUUGAAAAGACUCGAAGAAGUCCGACGAGUUUUGGGGAAUGAAAGGCAGCUUACGCUCGCUGAGAAGAUUCUAUACUCGCAUCUGGACAACCCCGAAGAAGCGCUGCUUUCCAAUACCGACAAUGGACUCAACAUUCGAGGAAAUGCCACUCUCAAACUCAAACCAGAUCGAGUGGCCAUGCAAGAUGCCUCUGCGCAGAUGGCACUGCUUCAAUUUAUAACCUGCAACCUACCUUCGACUUCUGUGCCAGCCAGUAUCCAUUGCGACCAUAUGAUUGUGGGAGAGCGGGGUGCCGAUGUGGAUCUGCCAGAAUCGAUCAAGGGAAACAAGGAGGUCUUCGACUUUUUGGAGUCUGCGGCUAAGAAAUAUGGCAUUGAGUUCUGGCCCCCCGGUGCUGGAAUCAUUCAUCAAACGGUUUUGGAAAAUUAUUCUGCGCCGGGAUUGAUGAUGCUUGGAACGGACAGUCAUACUCCUAAUGCUGGUGGACUUGGGGCUAUUGCUAUUGGCGUUGGUGGUGCAGAUGCGGUUGAUGCUCUUGUAGAUUUCCCAUGGGAACUGAAAGCACCUAAAGUCUUGGGAGUUCGAUUAGAAGGACAAUUGAGUGGUUGGGCGUCGCCAAAGGAUGUCAUUCUGUAUCUUGCAGGAAAAUUGACAGUCCGAGGUGGUACUGGCUUCAUCAUUGAAUACCACGGUCCUGGUGUUGAGACUUUGAGCUGUACUGGUAUGGCUACGAUAUGUAACAUGGGAGCAGAAGUUGGUGCUACAACAUCCAUUUUCCCAUUUUCACCUGGUCACAUUCCAUACCUCGAGUCAACAGGCAGAGCUUCUGUAGCCCAACAAGCCCAAGCCAUUGCAGGUGCUGCUUCUAUUCGAAACCUUCUCCGGGCUGACAAAAAUGCCCAUUAUGACGAGCUCAUCACAAUUGAUCUAUCAAAAUUGGAGCCUCAUGUCAAUGGACCAAAUACCCCCGAUUUAUCGACACCUCUUUCCCAAUUCGCUGGAGCUGUAGCCAAGAAUGACUGGCCCACUACCGUAUCCGCAGGACUGAUUGGGAGUUGCACAAACAGCUCCUACCAGGAUAUGGCUCGCGCUGAAGAUCUUGUCAAGCAAGCAUCAGCAGCCGGGCUUGCUCCGGUUAACGACUUUUUCGUAACACCAGGUAGUGAGCAGAUUAGAGCUACUCUUGAUCGUGAUCAAACACUUUCUACUUUUGAGAAGGCUGGGGGUGUCGUUCUUGCCAAUGCGUGUGGUCCAUGGUAUGAUACGUUUUCCUGAGAACGAUCAUUCCAGUGCUAAUCUACAAAAUAGUAUUGGACAGUGGAAACGUACUGAUGGUGUCUCAAACGGCGACAAAAAUGCCAUUUUUACAUCCUACAACAGGAAUUUCCGCGGUCGAAAUGAUGGCAACCCAGACACCAUGAACUUUCUGGCCAGUCCGGAAAUCGUGACUGCAAUGUCAUACGCUGGAAGCACUACUUUCAACCCUUUGACAGACAGCAUCACCACGCCUACAGGUAAAUCAUUCCGAUUUUCUCCCCCAACCGGCGCCGAACUCCCACCAGCGGGGUUCGAAAUUGGAAACCCAGAUUUCCUUCCUACAGCAGGAGCCCCAUCCCCAUCCACCCCCGUCAUCGUAUCUCCCAAAUCAGACCGUCUCGCCCUCCUCGAACCUUUCGCUCCAUUCCCAUCAGGUGACCUCUCCGGGCUUCGCGUGCUCUACAAGGUAACUGGAAAAUGCACAACCGAUACCAUCUCCGCCGCCGGUCCAUGGUUAAAAUACAAAGGUCAUCUCCCAAACAUCAGUACCAACACCCUCAUUGGUGCCACCAACGCCGCGACGGGGGAAGUCAACGUAGCCUAUGACAUCGACGGAUCCACAUCGGGAAUUCCAGAACUCGCGCAGAAAUGGAAAGACCAAGGGCUUGAGUGGCUGGUUGUCGCAGAACACAACUACGGCGAGGGCUCAGCGCGUGAACAUGCCGCACUACAACCGAGGUACCUGGGUGGAAGGGUGAUUCUAGCCAAGAGCUUUGCCAGAAUCCACGAGACGAAUCUUAAGAAGCAGGGUGUCGUGCCGUUAAUGUUUGCCAAUGAGGGGGAUUAUGAUUUGAUAGAGGCGUGUGAUGAGGUCGAGACAGUGGGUCUUUACGAUGUGCUUAAAGCUGGUGGGAGAGGAAGUGUCAGUUUGAAGGUCACGAAGAGGGGCACCGACGAUGUCGUGGAGAUCCAGACGAAGCAUACGCUUAGUGAGGAUCAGUGUCGGUUUGUGCUGGCGGGGAGUGCGCUGAAUUUGUUGGCUAAGAUGAAGAGGAGUUGAGUGAUCUUAUCUACGUCUUGAGAUGGAUUUUUCGUAAGCGAGGAUACUGUAAGGAUCUGGAAUGUAUUUUAUAUGGUAGAAUCCUGGC